CGGCGCCCCCCGAAGGGGCCAUGUCCAAUGGGGUCUACGUGCCACCCAGCGCGGCCAACGGGGACGUGAAGCCGGUGGUCUCCACAACACCGCUGGUGGACUUCCUCAUGCAGCUGGAGGACUACACGCCUACGAUCCCAGAUGCUGUCACAGGCUAUUACCUCAACAGGGCAGGAUUCGAGGCCUCUGAUCCACGCAUCAUUCGUCUGAUCUCCUUGGCUGCGCAGAAGUUUAUCUCUGACAUUGCCAAUGAUGCGCUGCAGCACUGCAAGAUGAAGGGGACGGCCUCGGGCAGCUCCCGCAAUAAGAGCAAGGAUAAGAAGUACACGCUGACCAUGGAAGACCUGACACCAGCACUUGCAGAAUACGGCAUCAAUGUGAAAAAGCCACACUACUUCACAUAAAGACUGAGGGCUGGUCACUGGGAA
Egretta garzetta (little egret) is the source of this 428-nucleotide messenger RNA. It is a transcript of the gene TAF10, whose product is annotated as TATA-box binding protein associated factor 10. The transcript is spliced from 4 exons. Gene Ontology annotation, molecular function: promoter-specific chromatin binding; RNA polymerase II general transcription initiation factor activity. Bases 21 to 404 code for a protein of 127 amino acids. The record is from RefSeq and is a predicted model, not a curated record. Gene Ontology annotation, biological process: transcription initiation at RNA polymerase II promoter. Lineage: Eukaryota; Metazoa; Chordata; Aves; Pelecaniformes; Ardeidae. Gene Ontology annotation, cellular component: nucleus; transcription factor TFIID complex; SAGA complex.